GACAUCGUUGCUGGUGGGAUGGAAUCGAAUAAACGAUGCACACGGCAUCGAUACUCGACCGACGUUUUAAAGCCGACGCUAAAAGCCGACCAUAUAUAAAUAAAAGCAACGAGGACCGAUUUGUUUUAGUCUGACCAUCCUCCUAGCACCAGUGCAACAGCGCAUCGACCCAACUGAACCAACAUGCCGGAUUACAAGGUUUACUACUUCAACGUCAAGGCUCUGGGUGAGCCGUUGCGGUUUCUGUUAUCCUACGGCAAUCUUCCCUUCGACGAUAUUAGGAUCACCCGCGAGGAAUGGCCAGCACUGAAACCAACAAUGCCGAUGGGACAGAUGCCGGUUCUGGCGGUGGAUGGCAAAAAGGUGCACCAAUCAGUUGCCAUGUCCCGUUAUCUAGCAAAACAGGUUGGCCUGGUCGGUGACAACGAUUGGGAAAAUCUUAUGAUCGACACUGUCGUUGAUACCGUCAAUGAUUUUCGCCUGAAAAUCGCUGUUGUUUCCUACGAACCAGAUGACGAAGUGAAGGAGAAAAAACUCGUUACCUUGAACAGUGAGGUCAUUCCAUUCUACUUAGAAAAGUUGGACGACAUUGCGCGUGAAAAUAACGGUUACCUGGCACUAUCGAAACUGACCUGGGCCGACCUCUACUUCGUGGCCAUUCUGGAUUACCUUAACUACAUGACCAAAUCAGAUUUGGUCGCCAACCAUCCAAGUCUACAGCAAGUCGUCGAUAAUGUUACCAGCAUCGAAUCCAUUAAGAAUUGGAUCGAUAAACGACCGAGCACGGAAAUUUCAAUGCCCAUGGGACAGAUGCCAGUGCUGGAGGUCGACGGCAAACGAGUGCAUCAAUCGUUGGCCAUGUGUCGUUACGUGGCCAAGCAGGUCGGCUUAGCUGGGUCCGAUCCUGUAGAAGAACUCCAAAUCGAUGCGAUUGUUGACACCAUCAACGAUUUUCGUCUUAAAAUCGCCAUUGUUGCCUACGAACCGGAUGACAUCGUCAAGGAGAAGAAGAUGAUUACCUUAAACAAUGAGGUAAUUCCCUUCUACUUGACCAAGUUGAACGUGAUCGCGAAGGAGAACAACGGUCACCUGGUGCUAGGAAAGACAACAUGGGCAGAUGUGUACUUCGCCGGAAUCCUGGAUUACCUCAACUAUCUGACCAAGACUAAUCUGCUCGAGAACUUCCCCAAUCUGCAGGAGGUCGUGAACAACGUGCUGGCGAAUGAGAACAUCCAGGCUUACAUCGCCAAGAGACCAGUGACAGAGGUCUAGAAGAAAUGGUUUUGUAACACGGAAAUGAAAACGAACUUUUUCUACACUUACGUGCGAUGAAGUCGGGCGUAGUAGCGUUAAGGUUUUAUUUAUUUUCUGUGCGUUUCACUAGAAUAAGUCGUGUGUAGGAACCAACUAUCGGAAGGAAUGGGAAACGCAUCUAUUCCUGCUCAUGGUGGCAUCUUUUAAAAAUCCGUAUUUCACUUGUCGAUUGUACAUCUCCACACAAACAGAAACUAGCUAGCAUGUAAUCACAGUACGUUAUAAAAUAUAAAGAAAUAUUUUAAGUUAUCAAGAGGGUUGGGAAAUAAAUUAUAUACAAGUCCAA
This is a messenger RNA of Malaya genurostris, 1600 nucleotides long. RefSeq names its product glutathione S-transferase (gene GstS1). The coding region runs from base 184 to 1272 and encodes 362 amino acids. The transcript is spliced from 7 exons. NCBI's taxonomy places the organism in Eukaryota, Metazoa, Arthropoda, Insecta, Diptera, Culicidae. The record is from RefSeq and is a predicted model, not a curated record. Gene Ontology annotation, molecular function: glutathione transferase activity. Gene Ontology annotation, biological process: glutathione metabolic process.